AUGGUGCUCGGCAUGCUGAGGAGCGUGGCGGGAUGGAAGGCGGACAAGUACCGGUUCGACGUGACCGUCCACAACGCGUACAACGUCCUGCCGGGCACCAAGGCGCUCCAGGUGGUCUGGAAGCGCGGUAACAAGCACGCGCAGACGCAGACGACGAGGUCGCAGCGCGGCGAGGCGCAGUGGGAGGAGCAGCUCUCGCUCGCGUGCACCAUGUUCGUCAAUCCCAAGUCCGGCACGUACGAACCCAAGCCCGCGCUCUUCGUGCUCCGGGAGAUCGACGACGACGGCACGGGCGCCGGCAGGACGUACGCGGAGGCCACGGUGGACCUCCUGGAGUUCGCCAUGAGGCCCGGCGCGGCGAUCCGACGGACGCUGCCGCUCACGCGCGGCGCGACACAGCUGUCGACGCACCUCAUCUUCACCAUCCGAGCGACGCCGCUCACGGAGGGCGUCGCGCUGUCCGACGUGUCGUCCGACGUGUCAGUCGCGGACCUCGCGGACGUCGCCGAGGGUGCCGUCGAGGGUGCCAUCGAGGACGAGGACGCGACGCGGCCAUACCGCGCGCACAGGGAGGCGGCGCGGGUACGAGCCGAGUCCGAUCGCCCACACGCGACGGAGGAGGAAGAUCGUGUCGCUCAAAACGAAGACGGGCCACCGAGAGGAGGCGCGCGGACGAUGGAGGAGGGAAUGCGCGCCCUGCGCACCGCACUCGAGCCCUCGGACAGGGAAGAUGAGAACGCGCCCGCGCGGCCCAUGGGCCGGGAGAUGGAGAUCGCCCCCACCGGCGGGAGAUCCCGCGCCGCGACCCUCCAGCCCCAGUCCGGUCGAUACGCCCCGCCGGUGCUGUACGACGACGAGGUGUUCCGGGACGCCGGGUACACCGUGGGCUUGACCAAGGCGAGGGACCCCCUGUUGGACGCCACGGCUGGGGGCGCGUUCGACGGCCUCGUCCCCGGCAUCGAUCACCUUCGCCUCAUCGUCGGUCGGACGUGCAAGAUCAACGUCCGCGCCAACGACGCGUUUGGCAACGCGCGCAGCACGGGCGGCGACGCCGUGGAGGGCCUCCUGCUCGGCCCACUCGGGGAGGAGGGCGAGGUCAAGGUGAGGGACCACGGCGACGGCACGUACGGGCUGGAGUUUGUGUGCACCAGCCAGGGCGUCUGGAGGCUGCGGCUCAGGUUCAACGGCCGGGCCUCCGCGAGCGAGCACGAGCUCGUGGUGUCCUACGGCCCCCUCGUCGCGGGGGACCUGUCGGUCAAGCCCCCGAAGCCGCCGUUCGUGUGCGGCGCGUACACCGACGUCGUGGUCGAGGUGGCGGAGCCCGAGCUGGGGAGGGUGAUGACCGGAGCCGAAGCCUUCAGCGUCCGCGUCGUCUCCCCGUCCGCCAUGUCCAUGUCCGUGCCCCUCGAGCUGGCGCCCGGGUCGACGCGCGCGGUGGCGACGGUGUGCUGGCCGGAGGUUGGCGCGCACGUGCUGUCCGUGACCCUCGAUGGGGUCAACUUGCCGAGGUCGCCGAUGAACGUCGACGUGGCUCCGGAGGAUAUUUGUCUCGCCGCGUGCCAGAUUCAGGGCGCCGGGACGCACAGGGCCGUCGCGGGCGAGCGCGCGAGCUUCGUGGUGGAGGCGCACGACGCGCGCGGGAACCGACUCGUCUCCGGGGAGGCGCCCUUGUCCGUCAUCGUUCGAACGCUGAGAGGUAACCAAGGAGGUAACCCAGUUAACGGCGAGAAGAGAGAGGAGGACGUGACCCGGGGCCAGAUUCUCGACUACGGCAACGGCGCCUACGAGGCUUCGUACGUCGUCCGCACCGCCGGGCCGUACGAGGUUGCGCUCGUGCUCAUGGGCGAGGAGCUGGUGAUGAAGGGCACGUGCGAACCGGGCCCGGCGGUCGUCCCCGGCUGCGUCCUGCUCGGCGACGCCGUCCUCGACCUCGAAGUCGGCGCCAAGGGCGUCUUCACAAUCGAGCGCCGCGACGCCUACGGCAACGUGGCGCCGUCCAGACAGGGCCAGGUGAAGCUCCGGUGCGUCGCCGACGGACCCGGGGACGUCGACGCGCACGUCGUCGACUGCGCCGAGGGCCGAAGCGAGGUGUACGCCGUCGCCAAAGUCGCCGGGAGAUAUUUCAUCACCGUCGUCGGCGGCGACGACCAGGUGCCCGUCCCGGGUUCCCCGUUCGAGCUCGUCGCGUACCCCGGCGCGGCGGCGGCGAGCGCGUCGGUGACGUCGGUGUACGGCGCGCAGCUCGCUUCGCCCGACGCCGACGUGCUCGCGGCGGUGGCGGGCGACGAGAUCACGCUGACGGUUUCCCCGCGGGAUAAAUUCGGCAACAAGACGGUCUUCGGUCCCGGGACGAAAGUCAAGGUGUGCGCCGUCGUGGACGGGGACGAGCGGCUUGAGUUUGAGGACCGCGGGGGUCCGAGAGCCGAGGCGACGCUCCGGGGCGCGCUCACCGCCGCGGGCAGCUACCUCCUGCGCGCGACGAUCGGCGACGAACCCCUGGCGGGAUACCCCCGCAUACUCCAAAUCGUCCCCGGCGCGACGGAUCCGCGUCGGUGCGUCCUCUUCGGCGACGCGCUCGCGGGCGUGGACUGCGGCGCGCAGUCGUCGCUGACGAUGCACGCGGCGGAUCGGUUCGGCAAUCUUCGCGCCACCGGCGGCGACGUCGUGGAUCUCUCCAUGCUGGCGCCCGACGGGAAGACGGUUGUGGCGGCGUCGGUGUCCGAUCACGCCGACGGCACGUACGGCGCCGCGUUCAAGCUGGACCAGGCGGGCGCGUGGGGGUUGCAGCUCAUCGUCAACGGCCGCGGCGGGCGCACGGACGUCGCGGAGGUGACGGCUAACUUUGGGCCGUGCAGGGCGCAGGAUUGCACCUUCGCCGGUUUCGGCAUGGACGGCCUCGAGGGGGUCACCACCCUGAGCUCCUCUCAGAUUCGCGUGUUUCCCAUCGCGUACGAGUCAGCCAACAGACGCAUGUCCGGGAAGGAAUCCCUGAGCGUCCGCGUCCUCACGCCCUCGGGCGGCAUCUCCGCGGUGGAUCUUCGCUUUGACCGCGGGCAGUACUUUGGGACGUACCGGUGGACCCAGCCCGGUCUGCACACGGUGUCCGUGUCCCUCGAGCAGGAGGCGGUGGUCGGUUCGCCGUUCACGGUGGAGGCGCUCGCCGCGCUUCCCGAGAUUCGCGAGCUGGAGAACAUGAGCGUCGGGGAUAUCAACGCCAUCCUCGUGAAGAUGACCCCGGACGCGUCGUCGCAGGCGCUCGCGUCGCUCCCGCCCGAACAAGCCGCGGAGGCGCUCGCCGGACACAGCGGCGCGGCGGCGGCGAGGAUGAUGAACGGGAUGUUCCCGUCCGCGACGGCGCAGGUGCUGUCGGGGAUGCCCGCGGCGGCGGCCGCCGCCGCCGUCGGCGCCAUGUCCGAGGAAAAGGUGGCGGACGUGCUCGGCGCGAUGGCCCCGGCGGACGGCGCCAAGCUCAUGGCCGCGACGUCCCCGGAGGAGACCGCCGCCAAGGCUGACGUCUUCGCGUCCGCCCUGGGUCGGAUGUCAGACGAGGAAUCGGCCGCCGCGCUUCGAGCCAUGGCCGCCGCCUCCGCCGAGGCGGGAUCCGCCGACGGGGUGGCGGCGGUGAUGAACAAGAUGCCCCCGGCCGCCGUCGCCAACGCGCUCGCGUCCAUGUCCCCGGAGGAUAACGUGCGGCUGGUGGGCGCGAUGGGCGCGGACGAGGCGGCGGCGGCCAUCGGCGCGAUGGACGACGCUCGCGUUGGGGAAGUUUUGUCCGCGAUGGGCGCCGAGGAACUCGCGGGUCUGACGGACGGUCUGGGCGCGGCGUACGAGGACGAUAAGCGUCUGCCGGCGGCGGAGAGGCAGAAGAUGCGGGACGCCGCGGCGGAGCGCGCGAAGCAGCUCGCGCCGGCGCUCGCGUCGGUUCCCCCCGCCAAGCUGGCGGAUUCGCUGAAAGACGCGGACCCGUCGCAAAUCGCGGGGACGCUCAAUGCGCUGGUGCACGAGGGCAAGGCGGCGCCGAACCUCCUCCGCGCGAUGCCAAAGGCGGCGCAGAAGAAAGCGACGGCGCGAAUGCUCGAGUCGUGUCCGGAGGGCACCGCGGGGGCGAUUUUGGGCGAUUUCACCGGCGACGAGUGCGCGGCGCUGAUGGCUGGUUUAUCCCCCGACGAGCACGCCAAGGCGCUCGCCGAGCUCUGCAGGGAGAAUCCCAAGGCGGCGUGCGCCAUGCUGGGCGCGAUGAGCCCCGAGGAGGCGUCGCGCGCGAUGUCUCUCGUCGUCGACGCCGCGAACAACGGCACGGGUCGCGUGCGACUCUCCGACGCGCAGCGCACCGACCUGUUCAAGUGCUGCCCGCCCGACGUGUUGAAGGGAGUCCAGCCCGCGACGGCGCUGGGGUCGAUGUGCGCGUCCACCAUGAGCGCCUCCGAGGCGGCAGCGGUGCUCGGCAAGCUCGAACCCAACGCGGCGGCGGCGUGCCUCGAGGGUAUGUCGGGCGAGGAGGUGCGCCAGGUGCUGGAGGCGUCCGCGGUUAACGGUAACCGGGACACGCCGUUGGUCGCGGCGAUGGUGCCGUACAUGGCGUCGCUGGACGCCGCGGGCGCGGCGGCUAUGAUCGAGGCGCUGCCGCCCGACAUGGCCGUCGGCGUCAUGAUGAACACGCCGGACGACCGAGCGCGAGAGGUUCUCGCUCACACCAAGAACCGCUCGUUAAAGGAGAGGGUCGCGAACAGGGCCACGAUGGCGCUCGAGGCUUGCGACGUCGACCUUCGCGACGAGAGCGGCGCCAAUUUUCGCGCAAUCGCCGGCGAGCGGUUCACGUUCAAGGUUAUAUCGCGCGAGAGCGGCGGGACGCGUAUAAACCACGGCGGCGCGCACCUCACCGCGAUCAUCCACCCUCCGGGUGUUCCGGGCAAGAGCCGAAAGGUGACCGGCCACGCGAGCGCGGACCAGUGCCAGGUUUUGGACCUCGGCAACGGCGUCUACGAGGUCACGGGCGUCAGCACCGUGUCGGGGAAAUGCGCCGUGGCGCUGCAGUCGGGUUCGCAGCAGAGGGACGUCGCCGUGUUCGUCGAAGCCGCCGAGCCCAUGGUGGCGGCGACGACGUUCGACCGAUCCGGCCUGGACCAGUGGCGAGCCGGCGAGCCCGGCGUCCUCAAGCUGAUUUUGCGCGACAGGUACAACAACGAGGUGAGGCCGUCGGGAGCGCUCUUCACCUUUGAGGGCCGCGCGUCCGGCCCCGGCGGCGUCGCCGUGGAGCAGCGCGCGUCCCUCGACGAGAACGGCGUCUUGUUCGAGUUUAAAUCCACCGUCGCGGGCAUUUACAAGGUUGGCGUGGUGUGCGUGGACACCGGCGAGCUAAUCCCGGGUCUGCCCAUCGACGCCACGCUCUCCGCCGGUAAAAUUUCCCACGUCGGCUGCACCGCGCUCCUGCAGACCAUCACGGGCGCCGGCAAGGGACCCGGAGCGUCGGCGAGCGCCUUCGGCGUCGCGGUGGCGAUGGCUGGCGAGGAGAUCACCGCGCUCGUCGACGCCAGGGACAGGUUCGGCAACGCCACCGCGUGGAGCGGCGAAUCCGCCACCGUCGUCGCGCACGGUCCCGCCGACGACCCGGUCGAUCGGUCCUUCGACGUCGUGGACGUCCGCGGCGGCCGAGCGGGCCUCCGGGGUGUUUUACCUCGAGCCGGGUCGUACACCGUGGCGGUGUGCGUGGACGACAUACCUUGCGCGUGCUCGCCGCUGGUGCUGCACGUGUACCCCGGUCCGUGCGAGACGUCCAGGGCGACGAUCCGUGGCGACGCGCUGAGCGGCGUGCUCCGCGGCGCCCCCGCGACGGUUGUGGUCCAGACGGAGGACAAGUUUGGGAACAACUGCCACGGCGGCGGCGAUCAGGUGGACUUGGUCCUCCAGGGCCCGACGGGUUCGCGGGCGUCCGCGGUGGACGUCGUGGACCACGGCGACGGGUCGUACGGGUGCGUGUUCGUGUGCCCGAUGGCUGGGCGGUGGAUCGUGCAGGCUGUCGUCAACGGCCGGGUGGCGAAGGAGUCCACGCAGGAGGUGAUCGCCACGUACGGCCCGCUGCGGGCGAACGACUGCGUGUUGAGGGCGGGUCCGGGCAUGGGCGAGAGGGUGACGUGCGGGUCGACGCGGGACGUGUACCUGCAGGCGCUCGAGUACGACAGCACCGGCCGCGGCAUGAGCGGGCAAGAGGCGGUGAGCGUGCACCUGGUGACGCCUUCGGGCGCCAGUCACACGCUCACCGCGGGGUUCGCCGAGCGGGGGUCGCGGUACCGCGCGGCGGUUCGCUGGUGGGAGAUUGGGCGGCACGAGAUCGUCGCCACGAUCAACGGCGAACCCGUCGUCGGCUCCCCCCUGGUCGUCGAGGUUGACGCGCAGGAGGUGAGUCUGCCGAUGUGCCGACUGUCGGGCGCGGGGCUGGCGGGCGCCGUGGCUGGCGAGCGGGCGAUGAUCCUCGUGGAGGCUCGGGACGCGCGGGGGAACAGGCUGUUCCAGGGCGGCGCCGUCAUCGGCGUCGCCGUGAGGGUCGGCGGCGAGACCCUUCGAGGCCGCGUGCACGACUGCGGCGACGGAACCUACGAGGCGUCGUACGUGGUGGAGAAGGCGGGUCCCUUUGAGGUUUCCCUCUUUCUCGGCACCGAGGCUACGACGUUUCGCGCGACGUGCGAGGCGGGCCGCGUGGACUACACGCGGUGCCGGGUCGACGGCGCCCUGCACAACCGGUGGAUCGCGGGUACGCCGCUCGCGAUGACCGUGACGCGGAUGGACAGGUUCGGGAACAGGGUCCCGCGGCGGGAGGGCCUCGCGUCUCUCGCGGGACACGGCACCGGACCGGGCGACGUGACGUGCGAGACGCUCGAGCUCGGCAACGGGAGCUGCGAGCUUCGAUACGCAGCCUCCGUCGCGGGGGUGUACUCGCUCGGCGUGUUCGUCGACGAGGAGCCGGUGGCGUUCGUGGACACGGAGGAACGGUCGGAAACCCUCGGGGGGGACCGGCGCGGCGGGGCCGGCUCGGCGACAAACCUCGGGUCCUCCCUCGCGCCGGGGGAGAAGAAUUUAGAAAAACAGAGCGGCUCCCUCGCGCGAAUGGAGCCCACGCGCAUCGGCGGGUUGUUCGGCGGCAGGACGAUGUUCCCGCUCCCCGGGGGCGUGUUCGACCUGACGUUGGAAUCCGGGGUGGCGGAGCCCACGAUGUGCGACGUCGCCGUCGUCGGCGCCGGCAAGCAGGGCGACACCUGGGUCGUCGCCGCCGGGGACGAGAUUCUCGUCAAGGUGAUCGCGCGAGACAGGUUCGGCAACCAGACGCACUGGAACGACGGGCAGAGCGUGGGGGUCGAGGCUCGCGGGCCCGAGUACAUCGCCUUCAGCGUCACCGGCGCCGCCGGCGUCAAGGCGGACUACCUCGCUCGGAUGGUUCGAGCCGGGACGUUUGAGCUCAGGGUCAUGGUGGACUCGCUGGCGGUGUGCUGGCGCGCCGUGCAGGUCGUCGCCGGUCCCACCUUUGCGCCGCGCUGCAAGAUAUCCAUGGAGGGUUUGCAAGGCCUUCGCACGGGUGACACGUGCAGGCUCACCCUCAAGGCGGCGGACCAGUACGGUAACCUGCGCCUCGACGGCGACGACGCCGUGCAGCUCGCGCUCGAGGGCCCCGGCGGUUUCGCCGCGAGAGCCGUCUCGGUCGUCGACCACCACGACGGGACCUACGCCCUCGAGUUUAUCACCCCCGUCGCCGGUCGAUGGAACCUUGGGUGCCGCGUCAACGGCAAGCCCUGCGUGGAGGGCGGCGUGUCCUUCGUCGUCGCCUUUGGCACCCUGACCGCGGAGGAGGCUGUCGUUCGCCUUUCGCCGACGGCGGAGGAGACUGGGGGCGUGUACGAGUGCGGCCAAACCGCCGAGCUGAUCAUCGCGGGGCAGAACUUUGAAUCCAGCGGCCGGCUCAUGACGGGCCUGGAGGCGGUCACCGUGCGCCUCCGUCAUCCCAGCGGCGCCCAGGAGGCGCUGCCCGUGGUGCUCGCCAAGGACAUGACGCACUACGCGGCUCCCAUCCGCUGGCUCCACCCCGGCGAUCACGCCGUCUCCGUCCUCCUCGACGGCGUGCAGGUGGCGGGCACGCCCCUCCGAGCGCGAGCCGAGGGUAUGGAGGUGUCCCUCUCGUCGUGCACCUUUGUCGGCGACGGCCGCGAGCGGUGCAUCGCGGGCGAACGCGCGACGUUCAAGAUGGAGGCGAAAGAUUACAGCGGCAACCGCAUCCACCGCGGCGGCGCGCCCCUCCUGAUCGAGACGCGCGUCCCCGGGGAGGAUCCCGCCCCCGGCGACGUCGUCGACGUCGGCGACGGAACGUACGAGCUCUCGUACGUCGUGGAGAAGGCGGGCGCCAUGGAGGUGGCGGUGAUCCUCGCGAAGCAGUCGCCGACGGUGAGGGCGCUGCCGGUGACGUGCCUCGCGGGCCCCAUGGAACCCUCCGAGUGCAGGGUGGACGCCGGCAAGCUCACGCUCCACUGGCCAGCCGGCGAACCCGGCGUGUGCAGGGUGACGCGCCGGGACCGCUUCGGCAACCAGACCCGCGACGCCGGCGUCCUGAACCGACUCGCCGCGGAGGUGACCGGCCCGGGUCCGUGCGACUGCGAGGCUGUCGAGCUCGGCGACGGCACGUGCGAGCUGCGACUCCGCGCCGCCGCCGCCGGGUCGUACGAUGUCUCCGUCAUCGCGCUCGCCGUGCCCGGUCCCGGCGGCCCCGUCGAGGUUGGACACUUCCAGGCGGAGGUGACGUCCGGUCCGACGUUCCCGUCGGCGUGCGUGGCGAGGAUGGCGCUCCUGGUCAACGACCCGAGCGACCCGACCGGCGGCGGCCUCGUCGAAGAAUCACUCGGCGAGCCCGACGGGGACAUCACGCUGCCCGCGACCGUCAUGGCGGGCGACAGGAUCCUCGUCUACGUCUUACCCCGAGACUCGUCCGGGAACAAGACGAGGUGGUCGGGCGGGGAGAGGAUCGCCGUCUCCGCCCGAGGACCCGCGGAGACGACGUUCGACCCGCUCGACGCCGUCGGAGCAUUCGCCGCGACGCUGCAAACCUCGGGGGCGUACUCCGUCGCCGCGCUCGUCGGGGACUGUUCCGCCGCGGGGUGGCCCAGGGUGCUGCAGGUGGUCGCCGGGCCGUGCGACCCCGACAGGUGCGUCCUCAGCGGCGACGCCCUCGGCGCGUGCGCCACGGGGCGAAAGCUGUCGCUCCAGCUGCAAGCGUCGGAUCGAUACGGAAAUCCGCGAUCGAUGGGCGGGGACAUGGUGGAGGUGUUCGCCAAGCCCCGGGACAGCCGCGGGGGAGGGAGAGUGGAGGCUGAGGUUGUGGACAACGCCGACGGGACCUACGCCGUGGCGCUCGUGUUGGAAGAGGCGGCGAUUCACGACGUACACGUCAACGUGAACGGCCUCUCCGACUCGCGGUCGAGGUACUUCCUCGCCCCGACGCUCGCGCCGUUGACCGCCGCCGACUGCACCGUCCGCGGCGUCGCCGGGGACGAACCGUCCCUGUGCGACGUCACGUCACUGUACGUCCAACCGGCGAACCCGAUUCGCGAGAUGUCCGGCAGGGAGGCUGUCGUGGUGACGGUGCACACGCCGAGCGGAUUGGCGUUUAACAACCCGGUCAAGUUCGAGAAGGGUAACCGGCGUUUCGCGUCGCCCGUGUACUGGGUCGAGCCCGGCGCGCACUCGGUGGCGGUGACGCUGUCGGGGAAAACCUUGCCCGGGUGCCCGUUCCUCGUGGAGGUGAGGGAUCCGCACGGGGAGGAGCUCGACGCCAUGGGCAAACCCGGAAAACCCGGACAAUCCGGAAAAUCCAAAACUGGAAAAUCCGGGAUGGGCGGGAAGGGCGACGACGCGAACGACGGCGACGAAGAUACCGCCGCGGGAGCAGCAGCAGCAGCAGCAGCAGCAGCAGCAGCAGCAGCAGCAGCCGCGGACCCCGACGCGGAUAAGCGAUUCGCGUUUGGCGGCGGUGGCCUCAAACCCAGCAAGGCGGCUUCGGAACGCGCGGCUCGAUCGCUGGCGGGCAUGUCCUCCAAGGUGGCGGCGCAAGCCAUCUCGGACAUGCGCCCCGCCGCGGCGGGAGCGGUGAUGGCUUCGAUGGAGGUGUCCGCCGCCGCCGCCGCCGCCGAGGCUAUGGAACCCGCCCUCGCCGCCGCGGCCAUGUGCAGCAUGGAGGUGCACGAGGCAAUCGCGUGCAUCGUCGAGAUGCCCAAGGAGUCGCGCAAGGCUAUCCUGGAGUCCAUGACCCCCGAGCAGCUCGGCGCGUUGCUCAGCGCCAUGACGCCGGAGGAUGCGAGCGACAUUAUCCGCAUCCUGGACACCAAGUGGUCGAUCCUCGCCGUCGACAACAUGGUCCCCGGUCCCGCCGCCGCGGCUAUGCAGAUGCUCCCCGAGGAGCGCCUGGUCGAGGUUCUCGUCGGCAUCUCCCCGAAGAAAGCAGGCGCUCCUCUGCUCGAGGCUCUCGAGGAGACGGAGCCCGGCCACAGGCUCGCCGCCGACGCGGUGACGACGCUCACGAACCGACACGCCGAUCGCGCCGCCGCGCACAUCGCCGCCAUGGUCGACGUGGCCAUGGCGGGGACGGAGCGAGGCGUCCCGGGAUCGGGCUACGCCGUCGCCAGGCUCUUCUCCGACCUCCCGCUGACGUGUCAGGGCCUGACGAUCAUUCGCAUGACCGCGAAGCAGGCUGCGUAUCUCAUGUCGUGGCUCGGGGCGGACGGCGCGGCAAAGGCGGCGGCGGCGGCGGCCAAGGCGGCGGGCGCGAACGGCGCGGGUUUCUGCGCCGCCGCCGCGGAGGAGCUGGACGCGAUGGGAUUCGCCUCAGACGACGAAAAGGCUUCAUCGGGCGCCGCCGCCGGUAAGGGCGCGGGCGCCGGUAAGGGCGCGGUCGCCGGUAAGGGAAAGUCUGGGAGGGGCGCGGCUGCGUCUCUUCUCGCGGCGAUGGCGAAGGACGACCCGGACGCCGCGUCGCAGGCGCUCGGCGCGCUCGAUUCCUCGCUCGCGGCGGCGGCGCUGUCCCAGCUGGGCCCGCAGGCUGCCGCGGAUCUCGCCAGCGGCGUGUCCGACCCCACCGUCGGCGCCGCGCUGCUGGAGCAGAUGCCGGUGGAGAAGCGCGCGGCGAUGAUGGUUCGCAUGGAGCCCGCCGCGGCGGCGGCUGCAGCCGGGGCGAUGCAUCCGGAGGCUGCGGCGGAGGCCAUGGAGGCGGUUCAGGCGUCCGCCGCAGCAGCCGCAGCAGCAUCCGGAGGCGAAUCCGGCGGAGGAGAAGUGGCCAAGAGGCUCGCGGCGAUGGUGUCGCAGAUGGACCCCUUCGCCGCGGCGCAGGCGUGCUCCGCGAUGAGCAAGGAAGCGGCGGCGGCGAUGACCGCGUCGCUUCCGCCCGAUCGCGCCGGCGCCAUCAUCGCGUCCGGCGGGAUCCCCGCCGAGGAUGCCGGAUCCAUGCUCGACGCCCUGCCCCUCGACGCCGCGGACAAGGUCAUGGCUGCGCUCCCGCCCGACAUCGCCGACAAAGCCGCCGCGCACGUCACCUCGGACGAGAUCCGGGAGAGAGCCGCCGCGAGAGCCGUCGUGCACCUGCCCAGCUCGACCCUCGAAGGCGACGGAGCCGAACGGUGCGUCGCUGGCGUCGAGGCGUCGUUCCGCCUCGAGUCCGCCAACCCGGGCGGCGGUCGCAUCGGCCGCGGCGGCGCCAUCAUCUCCUGCGUCAUGCACGCGCUGGAGCCCGCCGAGUUCGACACAGACGCCGACGACGACACAGCCGGCGAGUCCGGCGCGACGAAGAUGACCACGCGCAAACGACUCGGCUUCCCGUUCCCGGUCGAGGCGCAGUGCGAGGACUUGGGCGACGGGACGUACGAGUUUUACUACGAGCUCCAGCGCGCGGGGGAGUACCAGUGCUCGCUGCAAACCGCGGGUCACGAGCACUGCUUUUACGUCCUCUGCGUCCCCGGUCCGUUGGAUCCCAACUCGUGCACCGUGGAGGAACCGGCGUUUGUUGGGUUGGAUCGAUGGACCGCGGGCGUGCCGCUGGAGGUCAGGGUCAACUGCCACGACAUGUUCGGCAACCCGAUCAAGCCGCCCGGUUCCGCGUCGAACGGGUCGAACCCCGCGUUGAACCCGCUGGUCAUCGUCGCGGAUGGCGAGGGGCCCGGGAUGGUCGAGGCGGAGGUUGUCGCCGACGAGUCCGACCCGAACGCCACGUGGCAAAUCGCGCGGUUCCGAGCCACCGAGUGCGGCGAGUACGAGCUUCGCGUGUUUGCCACCGAGACGCAGAGGCAGUGGUGGGGGGGCAUGCCGAGGAACAACCUCCCCGGAGCUCCGCUUCGACUGACGCUGACGCCCGCCCCCGCGGACCCGGCGCGAAGCGUCGUGAAGCUGAGCGGGCUGAAGGAAAGGCCCGGGGGCAUGCUCGUGGGCAUGGCCGGGCGCGACGCGUCCGUCACCGUCACCGCGGUGGACAAGUACGACAACCCCGCGGAGUUUGGCGACCUCAAGCUCCGCGUGGACGCGAUGGGUCCCGCGGAUGUCACCUUCCGGAAAGAAUCCGACGACGGGUCCUCGUGCCGAUUCUUCGGCUCGCCCGAGCGAAGCGGCAGCUACACCCUACGCGUCACCCUCGCCGGCCGGACCGUCGCGGGAUUCCCCAGGAACCUGCAGGUGGUCGCCGCGAGGACCGACCCGACGCGCUGCGUCGUCCGAGGCGACGCCCUCGAGGGCAUCCGCGUCGGCGAGAGCGCCAAGGCGUCGGUCGUCGCUCACGACUCCUUUGGCAACUCGUGCCUGGAAGGGGGCGACCAGGUCAUGGUCCGGCUGCUCGGCCCCGCGGGGAGCGUCGACGCCGACGUCGUGGAUUACGGCGACGGAACGUACGGCUUGUCGUUCUCGGUGCCCAGGGCGGGGACGUGGCGAGCGCACCUCGCGGUGAACGGCGGGGAGAACCCGAGGCCGGUGGCGGAGUUCGUCGCCUCCCAGGGCGUCCUCGCCGCGAACCAGGUGGCGCUCCGGACCGUCCACGCCGGCGACGACGACUUUAACGGAGUUCGCGGAAACCUCGGAAACUCCGCCGGAAACUCCCAACCCCCCCGCGCGGGCACCGAGACGAUCGUUCACGUCCAGGCGCUCGACUACGACGUCUCCGGCAGAGAGGUUUCCGGCGCGGAACCCGUGUGCUUGCGCAUGCUCUCCCCCAGCGGCGUCUCCGCGAACGUUCCGCUUCGCCUGGCCAAGGACGGCGCCCGGUUCCACGCGCGAGUUCGCUGGCCGGAGGUUGGCCGCCACGUCCUCGUCGCGUCCAUCAACGGCGACGCCGUCGUGGGAUCUCCCACCCACGUGGACGUCGUCGCGGCGGACGUGCACCUGCCCUCGUGUAAGGUGACAGGGCCCGGGUGCACCGGGUGCGUCGCGGGGGAGCGCACGCGUUUCGUCGUGGAGGCGAGGGACUCGAGGGGCAACCGGCUUUGCGCCGGGGGCGCCAGUUUGUCCCUGCGGGUCCAGACGCCCGGGUCGGAGCCCACGCGAGGGAGCGUGCUGGACCAGGGCGACGGAACCUACGCGGCGUCGUACGCGGUGGACAAGGCGGGUCCGUACGUGCUGGUGCUCAGCGCCAGCGCCGGCGGGAGUCGGUUGGCGCUGGAGGGCGUGUGCGCACCCGGAGCGACGGACGUGACCAAAUGUAUCGUCGACGCCUCGGGGCUGGCGCAGCUCACCGCGGGAAGCCGCGGCGUCGUCAAGAUUGUGCGCAGGGACAAGUUCGGGAACGCCGUCGAGGCUGGGCCGGACAUGCUCCCCUUUCGCGUCGAAGCCACCGGCGUCGGGCCCGUCGCGGUGGAGACGGUGGAGAGCGGCGACGGCGGGUGCGAGAUUCGAUUCGAGGCGAAGGUUGCGGGACGCUACGCUUUGCACGUCUGGAGCGGGUACAAAAGGGAUGCCGUCGCGGGGUCUCCGUUCGACGUCGUCGUCCUCCCCGGUCAGGCGUCCGCGUCAUCGUGCGUGGCGCAGCUCGUCGGGACGCACACGCACGCCGUGGGCGGACCGGGAGUCGUCGCCGCCGUCGCGGGCGAGACGCUCUCGGUUCGAAUGCAGGCGAGGGACAGGUUCGGGAACGCCACCGCGUGGAAACGGUGGCAGACGCUCAGCGUCGCGGCUUCCGGACCCCAGGACGUCGUGUUCAAGGAACGGCUGGAGGAUAACGGCGUCCUCGACGAGGACGCCAACGGUGUCCGACAAUUGUCCACAGCUGUGGGCGACAUGGCGGCUUCGGGCCGAGGCGUCUUCUCCGCCGUGCUUCACAGGGCGGGCGCGUACGUGGUGUGGUGCACCGUCGGCGGCCAGGCGGUCGUGGGAUGGCCGCGGGUCAUCCAGGUGGUUCCCAACACCGCAGCCGCGGACGCGUCGGAGUGGCGCGCGGAGGCUGAGACGAUGGCGCUCACGUCCGAGAUUGCGUCAAACGCCCCCUUCGAUCGAUCGACGGGUGUCGUGUCGAACACGCGAGACACGCGGCGGGGCGCGUUCGGCGAGGCGGCCAGGGCUCGAGCCGAGGCGGAUUCGCUCCGCGCGAGGCUCGCCAAGUACGAGGAGGCGGCCGCGGUGGUCAUGGAGGCUGCGGAGGCGACGGGAAUCACGCUCAAGCAGCACGCCAGGGCGGCGGCGAUGGCCAAGGAGGCUCGGAUCCGGGAGGUUGGCGACGUCGAAGUCAGCGACACCGUCGGCGGCGGCGCGACGGGGGGCGCGGCGAGCGAGGCGUUCGACGCGCGCGCCACGCGUCAGCUCGGGAUUCGCGAGCUCACCGCGGAGGAGGAAAACGAUUGGACGGCGGGGACGCCGAGGCAGCGGGGCGGGCGAAGAUCCGGCGGCGCGACGACUCGCGCACCCGACGCCGACCGCCUCUGA
This is a messenger RNA of Micromonas commoda, 14922 nucleotides long. RefSeq lists its product with no specific name. Lineage: Eukaryota; Viridiplantae; Chlorophyta; Mamiellophyceae; Mamiellales; Mamiellaceae. The record is from RefSeq and is a predicted model, not a curated record. Gene Ontology annotation, molecular function: actin filament binding. Bases 1 to 14922 code for a protein of 4973 amino acids. Gene Ontology annotation, biological process: actin cytoskeleton organization. The transcript is spliced from 2 exons.